AUGGAGACUCUCGGUCCAGACCUGGCCUCCAAAAUCGGUCCCUGGAUCCUGCCCAAGCCGUUGGAGGCGCCGCCGUCGCCCGAGUCCGUCUUCAACAACGACCGGGCCUCGCCGACGGAGGAGACCAAGCGGCGAAGGGCGGGUGGACCGAAGGCGCGUACCGGUUGUGCCACCUGCAAGACGCGCCAUGUAAAAUGCGACGAGCGCAAGCCCACAUGUUACCGUUGUGAGAAGGUCGGUGUCGUCUGCGAGGGCUACGUGGACCGCGUCGACCGCCGGAGGAAAAGGACAAACCAGAACGUGGUCCGUCGGCAUACGCCCCAGCUCAUCGCCCCUCGGUCAGCCUCAGCCUCAGCCGAGGCCGAGGCCGACGUCUGCACCACGUCCGAGAUCAUCGUGUCGUCGCAGAUUCCCCGGUCGCUUUCGAGCCUGCCCAAGAUCUAUCACAAGGACGGCGUGUACUACGACUACUUUCGACAUCAGGUUUCCACCAACCUGGCAGGCUACUACACUAGUCCCAACUGGUCAUAUCUAGUCGUUGGGGAAGGUCUGCAAGAUGACUGUAUUCACCACUCAAUCCUAGCUGUCGGGGCGCUUAUUCGCUCCACCCCGCAGGACGCGAGACCAAACUCGCUUCGAAGGAAGGCGUUACCACCUGCUUCGGACGGAUACGCUGCGACCGAGCAUCGUGAGGUUGCGUUGCGACAUCAUCUAAAAGCCGUCAAGUCUCUCAGGGAACGUAUGGAGUUGAUCACAGCCUCAUCACCAACCACCGUAGUCAUCACGACUCUACUGCUCGUCGUGUACGAACUACUCCAGGGUGAGCCAAGGACGGCCGAAAUGCUCCUGAAUUCAUGCCUAGGGGCACUCAGAGACUCCAUCACAAUGUUCGAGAGCGAUCCCGAUAAGAGUGAGCAAAGGUAUCGUGACUCCGAGUUCGACGACAUGGAGCAUGUGCUCCCCUGUAUAGCAGCCAUGAGCCAUCUCUCACAAUCACUUCAACCUCGCCGCCCGCACACUCACCCUUUCAAGAUUGACCCUGGUUCCCAAGUCCAUAACCCUCUGCAUGAACCCAUCUCAAAGUUCUUCAUCUCGUGGGGCCGGUUCUUCACGUUUGCCGUCAGCUUCAUCGGCAACUCCACCGACGUGACAGCAGAAGGCGUCUCCAUGGAUACGCUCCGUCACCUCACCAUCCACCAGCAGAAUUUCCUCUCGCAACUACAGCAAUGGAGAUCCGUCAUCCAAUACUAUGCCGAAAAUCCAAGAGUGGACAUUGGAACCAAGAAAGGCCUCCGGAUUGCCCAAAUCCACUGGCUCCUUCUCCACAUCACCCUCACUUGCUGCCUAGACCCAACCGAAGUGGCCUACGACGCAUUCGAGAUUGAGUUUCGGGAUCUGACGAUGCUCUGCGUAGAACUAUACCGCGAUUGUGUAUCCCAACCACGCCCAACGUCGGUCUUGCUCGGGCAGGGGCUCAUUUUACCGCUGUGCACUGUUGUGCGCGCCUGCAGGAAUCACGACAUCCGCAUGACGGCAUUGCAAGCCCUGCAUGAAAUACCCCCGUCCAUGGUGGCCUGGGAUGUGGUGUCAAACAUGGACGGGAUCCUGGGGGCCUUGCUCCUCGAGGAGACUGGUCGCAAUGCGGCUGGAUUUGUUCCCCCGGACUCGAGGUGGUUUUGGUUGCGGGAUGUGACUGUGCCAGAAACCGGAAGGGUUCAUAAGGUCUAUCAGAGACUGUCGCCAGGGCAAGAUGGCAAGCCUGUUCUGACCAAGUUGCGUCCGACAUCGAAUGUACGAUCAAAGAUUUGUAAGGCGAGCGGAUGUGACAAAGACCACAUACUAGGCUCGGUGGUGGUAGAAGAAUUUUGA
This is a messenger RNA of Colletotrichum orchidophilum, 1869 nucleotides long. RefSeq lists its product as uncharacterized. The transcript has a single exon. The record is from RefSeq and is a predicted model, not a curated record. The coding region runs from base 1 to 1869 and encodes 622 amino acids. Gene Ontology annotation, molecular function: DNA-binding transcription factor activity, RNA polymerase II-specific; zinc ion binding. Gene Ontology annotation, biological process: regulation of DNA-templated transcription. NCBI's taxonomy places the organism in Eukaryota, Fungi, Ascomycota, Sordariomycetes, Glomerellales, Glomerellaceae.